Molecule: messenger RNA, 1910 nt
Organism: Cynoglossus semilaevis (tongue sole)
Lineage: Eukaryota; Metazoa; Chordata; Actinopteri; Pleuronectiformes; Cynoglossidae
Gene: uqcrc1
Product: ubiquinol-cytochrome c reductase core protein 1
Exons: 13
Coding region: 78-1514 (478 amino acids)
Cellular component (GO): mitochondrion
Molecular function (GO): metal ion binding
Source: RefSeq, a predicted model, not a curated record
CAGCUCGAAAAGAAAAACAGCUGUUGGAAAACCGUUAAAGAAGAGUCACCGCCCUGUCUACUUUCACCUCGCUGAAAAUGGCGUCGUCCCUGAGCCGAUUCGGGAGUACCGUGGGUCGAGCCCUCGCCAAAUAUCGCAAUCCCAUUCUCCUGUCUCUCAGGCGAGGGCAGGCCUCUAUCAGCUAUGCUCAAAGUCUUGCAGGUGUCCCUGAAACCCGCGUCACUACCCUAGAAAAUGGUUUGAGAGUUGCAUCAGAGGAGACUGGACAGCCAACAUGCACUGUUGGGCUGUGGAUGAAUGUUGGCAGUCGUUAUGAGAACGAGUCCAACAAUGGAGCAGGCUUCUUCAUGGAGCACAUGGCUUUCAAGGGAACAAAGAAGUACCCUCAAACUGCCUUUGAGCAGGAGGUGGAGUCAAUGGGAGCCCACCUGAGCGCUUACAUAACUCGGGAACACACAGCUUAUUACAUGAAGACACUUUCCAAAGACAUGCCAAAAGCCCUGGAAUUGCUGUCAGAGGUGGUGCAGAACUGCUCUCUUAGCGAGGCAGAUAUUGAGCAGCAGAGGAGUGUGGUGCUGCGUGAGCUUGAAGAAGUUGAGGGUAAUCUGCAGGAAGUCUGCCUGGACCUGCUGCAUGCCUCAGCCUUCCAGGGGACCCCACUGGGACACACUGUUUUAGGACCUUCUGACAACGCCAGGACUCUGAGCCGCCAGACUCUGGUUGAGUACAUCAACUGCCACUUCAGGGCCCCUCGCAUGGUGCUGGCUGCCGCCGGAGGUGUGAACCAUGAGGAGCUGGUCAAUGUGGCAAACACUCACUUCAGCUCCAUGCCCUAUGAAUACCCAGAUGAUGCCAUCCCUGCGUUGUCUCCCUGCAGAUUCACUGGCAGUGAGAUCCGUAUGCGUGAUGACAAUUUACCUCUGGCGCACGUUGCCAUCGCUGUGGAAGGAGCCAGCAUCUCCAGCCCAGACAUGGUCCCUCUCAUGGUGGCAAACGCUAUUAUUGGUAGCUACGAUCUGACCUACGGUGGUGGAAAGCACCUGAGCAGCCGUCUGGCUCAACUGGCUGUGGAACACAAACUGUGUCACAGCUUCCAGGCGUUCCACUCUGCCUACAGUGACACUGGUCUGUUUGGCAUUUACUUUGUCGCUGACAAACACAACAUCGAAGACAUGAUGCACUGGUCUCAGAACGCCUGGAUGAACCUGUGCACCACAGUGACAGAGAGCGAUGUAACCAGAGGCAAGAAUGCUCUGAGGGCCAGUCUGAUUGGACAGCUCAAUGGAACCACACCAACCUGCGACGAAAUUGGCAGACACAUCCUGGCCUACGAUCGUCGUAUUCCCCUAGCAGAGUGGGAGUCUCUAAUUGAUGCUGUGACCCCCGAGACCAUUCGUUUUGUCUGCUCUAAAUAUAUCUACGACAAGUGUCCGGCCGUAGCAGCUGUCGGUCCUGUUGAGCAGCUGCCCGACUACAACAGAGUGCGCAGUGCCAUGUACUGGCUCAGGUUUUAAGAUGCGUGCGUCGCUUGGUUUCUUCUUGUUUCCCACGUCUGCUGUGCAUCGUCUCCCUGAAACUGAUGUCCGCCUGUCACGACUGCCAGAAUACACACGUACGGAUUCUCCAUAUUUUGCUUGACAACAACAACAACAGCCGUCCAUCAACAUUCCUCCCAGCUCGUCCUCUGAGUUCGUCAUGAGAGCAGCAGCUUUCCUGAUUUCGCUCUGACCCUCGACUGGGAGGCAGGUGGUCAGGUUGUACUACGAUAUCAAGUAUUUUACAGGACACAGUGCAGCUGGUGUUGAGUUCAACUUGGGUAUAUUUAUAAAUUCUGUAACAUUUGUUUCUGCCCUCUAUUGUACAUAACAGAAACUCCCAUUCCAUCAAAAUAAAGAACUCCUAUAACACUG